GCAACCCACCAAUCACAUUCGGUCUGCCUACUCACUGAGGCUAAAGUCACUGGAUUCUUGUUCUUCAGAAGUUUUAUUUUUUAAAUUAUUUUUAUUUUAUUUUUUUUACAUAACUCCACGCAUGGCAGAGAAUAAGCCAUACCGUUACGGGCUCAUCGUCCUAGGGUUGGUGCUGGUGGCACUGGGAGUUUUCUUGGUGGCUGUAGAGAAGCCUCAGGUGUUUGCCACUUUCUGUACAAUGGGGGCGUUGAUGGUGAGCAUUGGGACAGUUUGGAGCAUAUGCCAGUGCUACCCACGGGUAACGUUCAUCCUGCCAGAACAGGAAGUGUUAGGAAGCAGUGAGAAACAGGAGCUGUGUGCUGAAGUCAAGGUCCUACCGGUCAGCAACAGUCCCGAUGAACCUAUCAGGGCUCCUCUGGCUGUCUUCAGUCACAUAGAGGAUGUUGAAGAGGAUAAAAAGGAUGAAAUCCCCUCACUAGCUGAAACAGGACAAUCUCUUGAGAUCACUGGCAUCCCCCAGAGCUCUCCCAGCAUGCACCAAGCCUGCUCAAGUGCCUCUCUUCCAGACAAGAGGGCUACACAACCUGAUACUGAUCUCUACUAUGGCGAGGUGGAAGAUCCAAGCAGCUUAAAAACAGAGCUGGAUAGUGAAUAAAAGUCUGAAAUGAAAGUCUUUUUAAAUCAGGGGUCAUAAAUAUGCGCGCACACACACACACACACACACACGCACACACACCCCACCUACUGUGACUCACAUUACCAUGGACACAGGGAAUGGGAAUAAAGAAAGAAGGAGUGAAGGAAGGAAAGUCAGUAAAUAUUUAAAGUUUAAACUGAAAAUGGCUCUGAAUCACAGUUAGCAGUUUACAAUAGCAGCAGCGGUCAGUAUUCUCCAGUUUUCUCCAGCAAAGAAGAAACGAGAAGAGCGAUAUGAUGAGUAAAAGAGUGCAGAGUGCAGGUCUCUAAACCGAAUAGUUGUUAUGAAGCAGGUGCACUUAGAAUAAUAUUCAGGUUCAGCUGCCAUCAAACAAACAUGACAACCCUGGACACAAGUCAUGCAGCAGCGCUAUGAAAAUAACCAGACACGGCCAUUGCUUUAUAAGGGAAAAAAGCAGGCACACAGAGUUUACUCUGACUCACAGUUAGUGAGUAAUUUGGGUGCACAUGCAUCCAUUUAGCUGUCAGAGCAGUGCAACUCUGAAAAUUCAUUAAAAUCAGAAAUCAGUUUGGUGUAAUUUUGUUAUUUUCUCUAACACUGAGCUAUUGGAAGAGCUAGAGCUAUUUUCCGACCCGUUUCAUCUGGCCUACAUUCGAAGUUGUAAUGCAAAGUGGUAUCCAGUCAUUUCAAUAAAUUUCCAACGAUCUUCAACUCAGACUUGUUUUCUGAACUCGAUUUAAACCCAGUUUAACAUAACUCUAUGCAAUCAUGCUGCUGGAUUUCUGCAGGACAGACUACAAGAGCGGGGGAUUUCACCUCCACUCAGACGAGGAAGAGCCAUUUCAGGAUAUACGGGAAAAUAGGCUUUAGCCUGCUGACCUCCUAGAACCCUGUAAUAUUUCCAGAUGCAUUUACAUGUAUUCAUUUCACAGACGCUUUUAUCCAAAUCAAUUUAGAAAUGAGUCAGAACACAGUCCAAGCUGGGAUCUACAGCUAACAGGGAUACAAGUGCUGCACAACCACGUUUCCACCGAUUGACCUGGAAAGAAAAAUGUGCAAAAAUAGGAGAGUCUUCUCAUGAAUGCGAGUGUGGAAAGAGGGUAGCCAUCACACACACACACACACACAAUGCAAAAAUAGGUUAGCUGGUACAAAGUAGAUCACUUCACAAUUUUCAAUACGCUUUUCAAAUAAGUUCAUCAUUGCACCAAAAUUAGUAGCUGCACAUUUUUACUUUUAAUGCUAAAAGUCACACAGAGCGGAAAUGAUUGUUUAUACUGCUGAUUUUGCUAACAAAC
Hemibagrus wyckioides is the source of this 1956-nucleotide messenger RNA. It is a transcript of the gene bsnd, whose product is annotated as barttin CLCNK type accessory subunit beta. NCBI's taxonomy places the organism in Eukaryota, Metazoa, Chordata, Actinopteri, Siluriformes, Bagridae. Gene Ontology annotation, biological process: chloride transport. The transcript is spliced from 3 exons. Bases 122 to 655 code for a protein of 177 amino acids. Gene Ontology annotation, cellular component: basolateral plasma membrane. The record is from RefSeq and is a predicted model, not a curated record. Gene Ontology annotation, molecular function: chloride channel regulator activity.